AUGCAUCAACUAAAACUCAACCUUGACAACUCUCAAUCCGUCCCUUUAUCAAGUGAGAAUGAUCUAGCUGAAUGGUGUUACGCCUUUAAUUUCUUUGCACGUUUGGUGGCUUAUGUUGCAGUUUUAGCCUUGAUGGUGUUAAUAAUAUUGAUAAUUUUGAAGUAUGUGACGGGCUUCAGUGAUGAGAAUAGUGGAGUUCAUGAAGAUGUGAGAGCAGUAACUGAAUCUGAGACUAUCCCUUUAUUCUCGGAAAAGGAUAUACCACUAGCAUAUGGAACAUGUGAAGAAGACGAAGAAACAGGAAGUUGCAGCAGUGGUGAGGAUUUAUAUGAUGGAAGGAUUUGUGUAAUUUGCUAUGAUGAGCAAAGGAAUUGUUUCUUUGUUCCUUGUGGCCAUUGUGCUACCUGCUAUGACUGUGCUCAAAGGAUUUACGAUGGGGAAAAUAGGGUCUGCCCAGUUUGCAGAAGAGUCAUUGGCAAAGUCAGAAAACUUUUUGCUCCAUAG
Molecule: messenger RNA, 504 nt
Organism: Durio zibethinus
Lineage: Eukaryota; Viridiplantae; Streptophyta; Magnoliopsida; Malvales; Malvaceae
Source: RefSeq, a predicted model, not a curated record